AUGAUCAGACAGAUACAUGAACACACAUUUUCUUUGGACACCCAGAGACUUCAGAAAAGAUAUGUGGAGCUGCAAAGAUCUCUCCAUCCUGACAACUUCAGCCAGAAAUCAUCGAAAGAGCAGGAAUAUUCAGAAGAACAAUCAGCUCUGGUGAACAAUGCCUACAGAACGCUGCAGAAACCUCUGAGUCGGGCCGUCUACAUGCUGGAGCUGCGAGGGGUUUUGCUGGAGGAAGGAACGGAUGCCGCCGCGGACCCCGCGUUUCUCCUAGAGGUCCUGGAGAUCAAUGAGAGCCUCGCAGAGACGCGGAGCCAAGAUGAGGUCAGCACUAUCGGGCGGUCUGUGCGAGAGAAACUGAAAGACUUGACUGAACGGAUGAAUUCAUCUCUGAACAAAGGGGAUCUGCUGACCGCCAAAGAGCUCCUGGCCCAAAUGAAGUACUUCACAAAUAUAGAGGAGAAGGUAAAAGACAGAAUUACAGAGGGUUGCUGAGGGGAAAAUUGUAGUCCAGCUCAGUGAAAGAUUCACGCUUGUGCUCUGAAGUUUUUAUAGUAGUAUAGUUAUUGUUAAUGGUGUGUAUUUGUUGGAUUAUUGUUGGUAUCUAAAUAAAGUACAUUAUUUUAA
Messenger RNA from Sinocyclocheilus grahami, 624 nucleotides. RefSeq names its product iron-sulfur cluster co-chaperone protein HscB, mitochondrial-like. The transcript is spliced from 6 exons. The record is from RefSeq and is a predicted model, not a curated record. Lineage: Eukaryota; Metazoa; Chordata; Actinopteri; Cypriniformes; Cyprinidae. Gene Ontology annotation, biological process: [2Fe-2S] cluster assembly; protein complex oligomerization. Gene Ontology annotation, cellular component: mitochondrion. Gene Ontology annotation, molecular function: ATPase activator activity; protein-folding chaperone binding. Bases 1 to 492 code for a protein of 163 amino acids.